Messenger RNA from Syngnathus typhle (broad-nosed pipefish), 1235 nucleotides. It is a transcript of the gene rasl11b, whose product is annotated as RAS-like, family 11, member B. NCBI's taxonomy places the organism in Eukaryota, Metazoa, Chordata, Actinopteri, Syngnathiformes, Syngnathidae. Bases 183 to 905 code for a protein of 240 amino acids. The transcript has 4 exons. The record is from RefSeq and is a predicted model, not a curated record. Gene Ontology annotation, molecular function: GTP binding; GTPase activity.
UACGCCGGCUCUCCCAAGGAGCUCAGUCAAGUCAUCUUAGAGACAUUUCUGCACCUACUAAUCGACGACUCGUUAGUAUUUAAAAGAAUCUCACUGCAAUAAGCGGUUUUGCUACGAGAAUCAAAAAACUUGACGGCGAACCUUCAGUGACGAAGAGAGAACAACAACAGCUGGAAACAAAAAUGCGUUUAAUCCACAACAUGACGACCAUCGCGGAGUGCGCAACCCCGGACUACUCGCUCCCUAACCGGGCUAUUAAAAUAGCCGUGAUCGGUGCAGGCGGAGUGGGCAAAACCGCGCUCGUUGUGCGGUUUCUGACGAGGCGAUUCAUCGGAGACUACGAGAGGAAUUCUGGUAACCUGUAUUCCAGAGAGGUCCAAGUAGACGGCGAGCAAGUCAGCCUCCAGGUUCAAGACACGCCUGGUGCAGAGAUGAACGACAAUGGCGUCGUUCUCCCCAACCACGUUUCGUGCUCCCUGCAGUGGGCCGAUGCCGUGGUGCUGGUGUACUCCGUCACAGACCGCCACAGCUUCGAUCUGGUGCCGCAGCUGCAUCAAUGGGUAUCGCGGUGCGCUAUUAGUGGCGGGGGGCCGCCCGUGGUCCUGCUGGCCAACAAGGCGGACCUGCUGCACCUGCGCCGCGUGGAAUCCCAGGAGGGCCCCCUGCUGGCCGCUGAUCUGGGCUGCGCCUUUUACGAGGUGUCGGCGAGCGAGGACUACGAUCAGGUGCACGGUGCCUUCCACAGACUGUGCUGCCAGCUGGCCAAGCAGCGGCCGGCGCUACCAUCAUCACCGCCCCCCGCACCUGCUGAGAAAAAGCGCCCCAAGUCGCCCAACAUGCUGGACCUGAAAAGGCGCUUUAAGCAGGCGCUCUCCGCCAAAGUCCGUACCGUCACGUCCAUAUGAGACCUUCGUCCUCUUUGGAAUUUUUAUUCUGUUCUUGGAGAAGUUGCUUCUCAAAUCACAUCCAGAGGAGGGUAACUGUGAAGAGCGUGAGAGGCUCUCCUUUUGCCUCUUAAAAGAUGGACGGACGUUCCUCCAGACCGUUCCGCCACAGCUCACGCACGAGGCAGGACACAAGAUGGAGAGGUGUAGCACGGUGGCAGUUCUCACUGAUAGCACUUUAAACACUGUGGGCUCAACAGCCAAAUUUGUUUUUGCUGCUUGUUGGUGAUGGUGGUAUUUAUUUGUUGACAAUUAACACGGUUUGUUUUCACAAUAAAAGGAUGAAGCCCA